CCAACUUCAGACACAGAGGGAGAUCAUUGAGUACGAGGAGGAGAGAAAUGAGGGGCAUUUUGGUAAUUGUAGCAGCCUUUCUUCUUGCAGUUUGUGUUGCUGCAGAAGGGGAAAAGGAGUAUGUGUUGACCUUGGACCAUUCUAACCUCACUGAUACUAUUGCCAAGCACAACUUCACCGUCGUUGAAUUUUGGUUACAGGUUCAAGCUACAGAAACAGCUUCUUGCAGAAAUACAAGCUGUGGGCACUGUAAGAGUCUUGCUCCUGAGUAUGAAAAAGCUGCCGCAGAGUUGAGCAGUCACGAUCCUCCAAUUGUUCUAGCUAAGUAUGAUGCUAGUGAUGAAGCAAAUAGAGCACUUGCAACGCAGUAUGAGAUCCAGGGUUUCCCUACUAUUAAGAUCUUGCGGGAUGGAGGAAAGAAAGUUCAAGAUUAUAACGGACCUCGUGAAGCUGAUGGUAUUGUAGCCUAUUUGAAGAAACAAGUGGGUCCUGCAUCUCCUGAAAUCAAAUCGAAGGAGGAUGCUGCAAACCUUAUUGAUGAGAAAAAGAUCUUUGUUGUUGGUAUAUUUCCAGAAGCCUCUGGAGAAAAAUUUGAGAACUAUCUAACACUAGCUGAAAAACUACGAGCUGAGAUCAAUUUUGCUCACACUGUUGAUGCUAAACUCCUCCCUCGGGGUGGUCCAGUCGAUAAGCCCACUCUUCGUCUUCUAAAGGCAUUUGAUGAACUCUUUGUUGAUUUUGAGGAUUUUCAAGUUGAUGCUAUGGAGAAGUUCAUUGCAGAAGCUAGUAUUCCUGUUGUUACUGUUUUUGACAAUGACCCAAAUAACAAUGAGUAUGUUAACAAGUUUUUUGAUGGCACCAAUUCCGAGGCCUUGCUAUUUGUGAACUUCAGCUCUGAGCUUGAGGCUUUUAAGUCCAAGUACAACGAUGUUGCCAAGCUUUAUAAGGGGGAAGGAGUGAGCUUUCGCUUGGGUGAUGUUGAGGCUGGUGAAGGUGCUUUUGAGUAUUUUGGACUGAAGCCCGAACAGGCACCUUUGAUCGUAAUAAUGGGCACUGAUGAUCAAAAGUAUCUUAAGGAUCAUGUCGAACCUGAUGCUAUUGCUGCGUGGUUGAAGGAUUACAAGGAUGGAAAAUUGAAGCCAUAUGUAAAAUCACAGCCCAUUCCUGAAACCAAUGACGAACCUGUUAAGGUGGUUGUUAGAGAUACCCUCCAGGAUAUGGUUUUCAACUCAGGGAAAAACGUACUGUUAGAGUUCUACGCACCUUGGUGUGGCCACUGCAAGAAGCUAGCUCCAAUUUUGGAUGAAGUGGCCGUAUCACUUGAAAGUGAUCCAGAUGUUCUGAUUGCAGAACUGGAUGCAACCCGGAAUGAUCUCCCAAAAGAUCAAUUCGACGUACAGGGAUUCCCUACUAUGUACUUCAAAUCUGCCUCCGGUAAAUUGUCACAGUAUGAUGGUGAUAGAACAAAAGAGGCAAUCAUCGAAUUUAUUGAAAAGAAUCGCGACAAGCCUGUUCAGUCAGACUCUGCCAAAACGAUUCAGCGGAGGAUGAACUAUAGAGGUCUUUGGGACACAGUGCACUGGUGGUGGAUGUAAGAUUUGUUGGGGAUAUGCUGUUUUCAUUUCCCUACAACGUUGCACCAAUCGCCUUGCCCGACUGCUUUCCCCAUGUACUUUAAGCUUCAUCUGUUUCCUGUUUUAGUUUUUUGGUUCUUUUUAGUGCCAAUUAAACGGUUGUAUGUCUCCAUUAAUACAAUUCAGCGAGAACCACACCCAAAAGCUAGCUUUUGAGAUGGAAGAGUCCAAGGUUAUAUAA
Molecule: messenger RNA, 1815 nt
Organism: Nicotiana attenuata
Lineage: Eukaryota; Viridiplantae; Streptophyta; Magnoliopsida; Solanales; Solanaceae
Product: protein disulfide-isomerase-like
Exons: 12
Coding region: 48-1595 (515 amino acids)
Biological process (GO): response to endoplasmic reticulum stress; protein folding
Cellular component (GO): endoplasmic reticulum
Molecular function (GO): protein disulfide isomerase activity
Source: RefSeq, a predicted model, not a curated record